UUGAGGCCUAAAGCUCAUGGCCGUGAAUCUCAAGCCCCGUGGGGCAUAUAACCCCGCGACGGGCGCUGCUGGGCUCAGUGCUGCUGCUGCGGUCAAAGUCUCAGCAAGGAAAACUCUGCAACUCUGUAGCGCCAUGAAGCUGAUGAUGCUGAUGCUGGUGCUGCUGGGCGCCGCCUACACCGCCGAGGCGACAGGAGAAGUCCAGGAGUCACGGCAGAGCACCAUUGAAGAGUACAUAAAGUUGUACAUCAACGGUCAACUGAAGAAUCCCUGCUGCAACUCCUGCAAAGACUUGAAGGGCAACGUGGGCUGGUGCGAGUACGUUUGGAACGGCUGCGGACAAUACGCGGAUGCGCCUCAGAAGACAGGCUGUGCAGAUAGAUACUGCAAAUGCUGCGUCUUUAAAAUUCCUAUCGGAUAAAAUAAGGAUUGCUGGAGCUGCCAUUGAGGCGAGGAUGUGCAGUGACUGCGUCCUAAACUCCUGCUUCUUGAAGAUGUAGCGUCGGUGUUCCCUGCCGUCUUCAUCAAUAUCUAUGACAGUGAAUAGUUCGUGUUACAAUCUAUAGAAGUAAUUAUAAUGCACACCUAAA
This is a messenger RNA of Hyalella azteca, 590 nucleotides long. RefSeq lists its product as uncharacterized. The transcript has 6 exons. Lineage: Eukaryota; Metazoa; Arthropoda; Malacostraca; Amphipoda; Hyalellidae. The coding region runs from base 17 to 421 and encodes 134 amino acids. The record is from RefSeq and is a predicted model, not a curated record.